Diceros bicornis minor is the source of this 1020-nucleotide messenger RNA. Its product is annotated as apolipoprotein L3-like. Bases 1 to 1020 code for a protein of 339 amino acids. Gene Ontology annotation, cellular component: membrane; extracellular region. Gene Ontology annotation, molecular function: lipid binding. The transcript is spliced from 3 exons. Lineage: Eukaryota; Metazoa; Chordata; Mammalia; Perissodactyla; Rhinocerotidae. The record is from RefSeq and is a predicted model, not a curated record. Gene Ontology annotation, biological process: lipid transport; lipoprotein metabolic process.
AUGACCUCAGAAGCCUGCGAGGUCAGCCCAGAGAGCAAAAGCUUUAUUGAGAAUGCCAUUGAGUUUUUGUGGAACACAGUGAGCAAAGAGGAACUGCAGCUCCUGCUGACUAAUGAUAAAACCUGGAAGCAACUUGUGGCUGAGGCUGAUUUGUCCAGAGAUGAGGCAGAUGCACUACAUGAAGGUCUGAUCAAGCUGAACACAGCCAUGGCCAUGGAGGACACAGACAUGAUCCAAAAAGACCAACUGUACAGGGAGAAGUUUUUGAAGGAGUUUGCUCUGGAGAAACGAGAACUUGAGAAGCACAUAAGACAGCUCCACGCACUUGCAGACAAGGUUGACAAGGUGCACAGGGACUGCACCAUCUCCCACGUGGUGGCCAAAUCUACCAGUGCUGUGUCUGGCAUCCUGACCAUCCUUGGCCUGGCUCUGGCACCCGUGACAGCAGGGGUCAGUCUGGCACUCUCAGCAACUGGUAUAGGGCUGGGAGCAGCAGCUGCUGUGACCAGUGUGUCCACCAGCAUUGUGGAUGCCUCAAGCAAGCUGUCAGCAAAAGUCAAAGCCAGUCGCCUGCCAUCAAUUGACAUCAACAAAGGGGAAAUAGUCAAGGAAACUCUAGAUCACAUCAAACCCCAUGUUGUUUCCUCGACAAACAAUUUCACCCAAGUCAUGGAAAUUAUUGAGAAGGACAUCCGUGAUACCAUGAUGGGCAAAGGCAAAUAUCAGUUAGCAGCCCAUGCCAAGCGCUUCGUCACUGUUGGGAAAAUCUUGUUCGAAAGUGGCAAGAUGAUGAAGAAAGCUUUUGGAGGUCCCACACUGGCAAUUGCCAAAGGAGCCCAGAUUGCGGGUGGGGCCACCGCAGGUGUCUUCCUUCUGUUGAAUGUAGUCAGCCUUGUGGAAGAGUCAGUGCACUUGCAUAAGGGGGCAAAGGCAGAGUCGGCUGAAGAGCUGAGGCAGCAGGCUCAGGAGCUGGAGAGAGUAUUGGAGAUCCUCACUCAGAUCCACGAGAGUUUGCAGUAG